AUGCCUAGUCAAGGCAUGCGAAUUCAACCGGAUUGGGACAAAGCCAUCCUAGAGAAGGAUAGAAGUUUUUGGUUCCAUCUCUACGGCCCUGAUAGGACUCAUCAUCAAAAAGUUGAAAUCAGUGAGGGCGCGCUUACUCCCGAUAUCUCAGAUGUAGAUUGCUGUGUCUCUACGUCGAAAACUAUCCGCUUCAGGGAUAAUGCCAGACGCCUGCAGAGUACAUUCCAGUGUCCAGAUUUUCGAUUCAGCUCUGUCCAUAAACAACCUCGACAGCCUACCCUUCACUUGAAUUCUUUCGAUGUGAAUGCCAGCGGUGAGCUAGCAUUAUCAGCCUCUAGUGACGGAAAUGUUGUCUUAUGGGAAACUAAGACGUCCGAAAUUCGGCGAAAAUUCGUGGGACACGCGAGUGAGGUCUACUGCUGCCGUUUUUUCCCUUCUGGUCUAGUCGUUGUAACAGCCGGCGGGGACAUGCAGUUGCGCGUGUGGUGCGCACUCACUGGCGCUUGUCCCGCCACACUCCGUGCUGGUUUGGGCGGCGUUGACGUUACUUCCGCUAAUCCUCCCACCAACUCGUCCACCGCUACUGUCUACGAGCCGGGUGGACAUAGGGCGGGCGUGAUUGAUGUGGACUUCGUUGAUCGUGGAAGGAAUAUCGUCGCUGUGGAUCGUGGAGGGUGGCUGCGUCUCUGGGAUGUUUCUACUCAGAUUGCCAUCUCAGCAAUGUCCGUAACACCGCGGUCGCCGGGAUCAACGCUUCAGACGAAUUGCUCGAUGGAGGAGGCGCCAACUUGUUGCGUGGUGAAGCGUCGCGUUUCUUCUGAUGAGGCAACUGCAGACGCCACUGUUGAAUCCGCUGAAAACUACUAUGGUCUUGAGAGUACUUCGACACGCGCCACGGCCGUUGGCGUAACAGACAAACUGGUUGCCGUUGGCUGUGGAAGUCACGGACGCCUCCUGCUUUUCGAUAUAUCUUCCGCCCACUCUCGCAAACGCGGACCUACUCUCCAACUCUCUCUGCCUUGUGCUUCUGGUGCUGUAACCGCUUGCGCUGUCUCAAUGGAGACUGGCACUUCAGUGGGUGGCGUUUUCAACGAGUUCGGGUUGGUUGCCGGUGGUUCGAGUGGGGAGAUCACAUGUUGGGACCUCAGAAAUUAUCGUACACCGUUAUUCGCCUACGAGGCCUAUAAGUAUGGCGUUUGUGCUCUGCAAAUGGUCCACUUUCCGGCUCAUUCUGUGGAUAUUGCGGGCGGAGAAAGCCUGUCUGUGCCUGCAUUUACCGGCAUCUUUUCUGCCUUCCGUGAUGGCCGCACAGUUCUGCGUCGGAUGGUCGAGGGUGGCCUUUCUAUUGACAGUGACGGUUAUUCUCGAUGCCUUGAACUGACCGGUCCAGAGGCGGAAGCAAUUUGCGGACUUCGUACACACAACAUUGAAAACGCGUCCGUGUGGACUGGCACCUAUAGCGCACAAUUUUUCGGCUACCGUCGAAUUGCUUUUGAGAGUCUCUUCAAUUUGUAA
Messenger RNA from Echinococcus granulosus, 1515 nucleotides. RefSeq names its product Proteasomal ATPase-associated factor. The transcript is spliced from 9 exons. Gene Ontology annotation, molecular function: protein binding. Bases 1 to 1515 code for a protein of 504 amino acids. The record is from RefSeq and is a predicted model, not a curated record. Lineage: Eukaryota; Metazoa; Platyhelminthes; Cestoda; Cyclophyllidea; Taeniidae.